This is a messenger RNA of Paramecium pentaurelia, 1081 nucleotides long. The record is from the annotation of a GenBank genome assembly. NCBI's taxonomy places the organism in Eukaryota, Ciliophora, Oligohymenophorea, Peniculida, Parameciidae.
AUGUAAUAAAACAUUAUAUAUUAAAAAGAAUAGAUAACAAAGACUAAGUCCAUAAUUGCUAGAAUUUGUUCUUGUUUAAGCUUCUUAAAAUUAAAGUAAAAUCAAACAAAACAAGAAAAAUAUCAGCUUGGGAUUGAUAGUCCUAAAUCUUCAUUUUUAGUACCUUUUAAAAAUUUAUUUGGUUAGGGACAACGUAAACUCAUAGUUCUCGAUCUAGAUGAAACAUUAGUCCAUAGUUAAUUUUAAUUAAAAAAUGGCUAUGAUUUUGCAAUAGAUGUAAAAAGAGAGUUUAAUCUCAGAUUAUUGUCCAACGAUAAAUAUUCACUGUUUAUGUAACAAUACGACCAGGAGUUUAAUAAUUCAUUGAACAACUUAAUUAAUAUUAUGAUAUUGUUUUUUGGACUGCAAGUCUAUAAGAAUAUGCAGAUCCAGUUAUGGAUUUUAUUGAUCCCAAUCAUAUAGCUAUUGGUAGAUUGUAUAGAGAUAGUUGUACACCAUUAUAAAUAGGAUUUACAAAAAAUCUAAAUAAGUUGGGCAGAGAUUUGAAAGAAAUUAUUAUAAUAGAUGUAAUCAAAAAGAUUUAUUAAAAGAAUUCUGAAGUGUCUUAUCAUUUAAAUCCAGAAAAUGAAUUUUAAAUAAAAGAUUUCUAUUUUGAUAAAUAAGAUUAAGAACUUGAAUUAAAUAUCCCUUUUUUUAUUUGGUUAUCUUAAGUAUUAUUGUGUAACUAUAAAAGUUGCCAGAUGUAAGGCCAGUUGCUUAAUUAUUUAAAUAGUUCAAUAAUACAUAAUCUGAUGUUUUUAAAAUGAAAAAUACUACAAAUCUAGGUACCUAAUUUUAAGAAAAUGACCCAAAGAUAAUUUAAAGUCUUUCAAAAUCCUUAUCCUUAUAAAAGGCAAGAAUAAUGCUUUGUAAUUAAGUCUUUAGAACAUUAACUUUAUCAAAGGAGGAUGAUGAAGAUGAAUUAGACGAAAUUAAAAUCAGAGAUAAAUUAGGAUUAAAUUAGCCAACAGGUCAAAAAGGAAUUUAAUAAUAAAAUUAAACAGACGAAGAUGAUCAAGAUACUUAAGCGAUGGCACAUUGA